GGGGCUCGCUCAUGCCAGGAAGUCCGUGGGUACCAACGUUGGUGGUAUUCUCUGGUCCGGUCACUCCCGAAGAGCCUACGCCAGAGUUGGUAGAACGCCUGUUCGGGCCCAUGCGUGAAGAGCUGGGAUCAAGAUUGGUAGGGCGCUCUGCCACGACAGAAGAGCCAAGGUCGAGAUUGAUGGAGCUGGUUCAUUCUCGAAGAACCGAGAUUGGGGUCGACGAGACGCUCAUUUACGGCGGGAGUGGUGUUCUUGAGCUGCUGGACCAUUGGAAGAAUGCCCUGGAACUGAAGUAUUUCCUUCAGCUCUGCCAAACUGCGCUGAGUCCUGCAAAUGAGCAUCUCCGGCAGGUGAAGAGGUCAGAUAUCCGGAAGACAUAUGGUUUUCGGGGAACAUGAAGUUGCUCUACCCGCCCAGUGG
Molecule: messenger RNA, 420 nt
Organism: Aplosporella prunicola CBS 121167
Lineage: Eukaryota; Fungi; Ascomycota; Dothideomycetes; Botryosphaeriales; Aplosporellaceae
Exons: 1
Coding region: 12-398 (128 amino acids)
Source: RefSeq, a predicted model, not a curated record